Ostrea edulis (European flat oyster) is the source of this 3702-nucleotide messenger RNA. RefSeq names its product NUAK family SNF1-like kinase 1. Lineage: Eukaryota; Metazoa; Mollusca; Bivalvia; Ostreida; Ostreidae. Gene Ontology annotation, cellular component: cytoplasm. Gene Ontology annotation, molecular function: protein binding; tau-protein kinase activity; ATP binding. Bases 444 to 2186 code for a protein of 580 amino acids. The transcript has 7 exons. Gene Ontology annotation, biological process: protein phosphorylation; intracellular signal transduction; microtubule cytoskeleton organization. The record is from RefSeq and is a predicted model, not a curated record.
AUUCUAAUCAAGUUUCUCUAAAUCUCAUAGUAAAAAUUAUGGAGUGUUACGGCGGAUGAAUAUAAUACAAACCGAAAGUAAGGUACAGGUGCCCGAAACAAAAGAAGCGUGACGAGACGAUUUGACAGACGCUAACUGAGUCAUUAUGUUCAUUUAAACUCCGCCUCCGUCGGUCUCGUUAGUUAAUCUUAGCUCUGUCGUGUGCUUUAACGAGUGACUGGGUUACUCGUCAGUAUUUGGUCGUCUGUAUUCGGAGAGGCCAGACCACGAUAUAACAAUACACGGGACAUCAGUGAUGGCAGACGUCUUGGAACAUGUCAUCAGUUUUUAAUCAUUGAUUUGCUGUCGAAACUGAUCUGGUGCAGAUGUAAAUGGAUUUUCAUUAUUUGAAUGUUAAUCGAUAGUCUCUGACAGAGAGUGAAUGGUGUGCCGGAGGAGCUGCGAUGCCAGCACGGAUGUGUGAGGUGGACGUGGAUAUGGGUUCAGAAGGGGGCAAUUCUGGGGAGGGUCAGAAGCCCCUCCUUCACUCCAACCGUCACAACCUGAAGAGUCGCUUCGAGCUGCUGAAAACUCUGGGGGAGGGCACGUAUGGUAAAGUGAAGUUGGCACGAGAGAGAAACACAGGGGACCUGGUUGCAAUAAAGUACAUUAGAAAGCAGAAGAUUAAUGAUGAAACAGAAAUCAACCGCAUUCGAAGAGAGAUCAAAAUCAUGUCAAAACUCAACCAUCCCAACAUCAUUUACGUCCGCGAAGUGUUUGAGAACAAAGAUCGCAUCAUCCUGGUUCUGGACUGUGCUACUGAGGGCGAGCUAUACGAGUAUAUCAACAAACGCGGCAAACUGACGGAGAAAGACGCGCGGCGGAUCUUCCGACAGAUUGUGGCUGCCGUCAAUUACUGUCAUCUGAAUGGAGUAGUCCAUCGAGAUCUGAAGCUGGAAAACAUUGUACUGGAUGAAAAUGGAAAUGUCAAGAUUGCAGACUUUGGCCUAUCCAACUUCUUCAGCUUGACCAAUCUAUUGUCAACUUACUGUGGUAGUCCACUCUAUGCUUCACCAGAGAUUGUCAACGGUCAGCCUUACUAUGGACCAGAGGUUGAUUGUUGGAGCCUUGGUGUUGUGCUGUAUACAUUAGUCUAUGGAGCCAUGCCAUUUGACAGCUCCGAUUUCCACGUGUUGAGAAAGCAGAUCUCCAGUGGCGACUAUUAUGAGCCUACCCAGCCUUCAGAAGCUGCAGGCUUAAUCCGCCAUCUGUUAACAGUCAAUCCCAAAAAGCGUGCUAAAAUGUCAGACAUUUUGAACCACUGGUGGGUGAACUUGGGAUGUCGGGAAACCCCCAGUGGUGAGGUUUACCCCCUCCCAGAGGUGUGUAAGCCUGUCUCCCGACAAGCGACCCCAAGUCUGUCUUCCGACAGCGAUGGGGAAAGUGAACAAACCAAACUGGUACAGCCUUUAAAAGGCAUCCUGAAAAAACCAAAAGUUUCGUCAAGGGAUGAAGAGUCAGUUGCCAAGCAACCUCUUCAGGCCAUAGUUCCAAACAACCAUGUUUUUGAUGGCCAGGACAAUGAUAAAAGAGAUGGUGAUAAAAAACCUCGUAGUAUUCUGAAACGCAAGGGAAAAUUUAGUGGCGGGGACAGUGGAUGCGUGUUGAAUGAAACGGGGUCCAAGAGUCCCAGUUCCGACUCGAAGGAAAACUCCGACAUGACGUAUAAUCUCAGUGAUAUUGACAAUGCUUUGAAUGAUUUAGAUGAUCAAGAUUCCAGCUCGUCUAUCAAGAGAAAUGCGGCGGCGGACUUCGUGUAUGACAAUGCUCCGAGUGAAACCGUCGAGUCGGGCACCACCACCGUGAAUGUGGUACCGCGACGCGGAAUCCUGAAAAAGACCAGCCAGACAGACCAGAAAAAGAGGUGGAGUGCCUGCAGCGUGGGGUCCAAUUCUUCUGCAGACAUGUUGGACUUUUCGUACGAUAGCGGGGACGAUGCGUACCAGUUUAACUUACCUGGUUGUCUCUCCUUAUCGAACAACAAACUUUCAGACAUAGACAAGUUAGAUAUACUAGACUCCGGGGAUGAACUAGUCAAUAAUUUGCGGGACGAGAACCGACAGGAAGGUGACGACACCGCACUCUUCCCACAGGAAGAGGCGGCCAUUGUUCUCCAACAAGCUUUAAAACUCUGCAAUAAUAUCUGAGUGAUUCUUUAGUAUUUUCGCUUUUCGUAAUCGAGAAGAUUCAUUGUAGGUAUUUUGUUGAAAUGUGAAACAUAAUUGUAGAUCUCUACUUUGUCAUUGCAUUUAUUUUUUGUAUGCAUGUAUUUUGCCACCAUUGAAUUUCUGAGAAAGUUGGCAAUUUUAAAUUCUUGACAAAUUUUGUGCCAAAGGCAAAUAUGGAAUAUGAUUUGGAUAGUUUUUAUGAAACUACCUACUUUAUUGAUAAUUUUCCAUUUUUGUUAAGGCCAACAAAAUUUGAGAAUAACUAGAAUUUUUAAUUCUUUCAAAUAGUUCAGUCAAGAGAAAUGUGUUUCAUUUUCUUUGUUUUCUAGUCUUGUGUAGAAAAUUGUCCCUAGAAAGACAUAUAAAUAUUAGUAUGUCAUUGUAAAAAAAAAUCUUGUAAUUAGGUUGAAACAGUGCUAUUUUUUAACCCUCAAAACCUGAGUUUUUAGGAGAAAAAGCUUUAUAGUACAUACAUAGUUAAGGGGUUUGCAUCUACGGCCAGAGGAUUUUGUCUCGUCCUAGCCUCUUUAUUUGGUCUUAGAAAUCCAUUUUACUUUUUUUUAAAAUCCUUUUAAUAACAUUCUAACGUAUUUAUAGAUUUUGUUUGUAUGUUUUGUAAGUUUUUAUGAUUUGAGGAUUUUCUUGAAAGAAAAAAAACAAAACAAAUAUGCAAAGAGGACUGUUGAAAUUUAUCCCAAACUACCUGAAUUUUAUCCCUGAAUUUGCGGGUGUUAGGUAUCCAGAUCUUUUCAGUGUAUUGCAUUUCCUUGUCAGAAGACAAAAGAGGCCAUGUUUUCUUGUUCCAUCCAAUCUCAUGGGGGAAUUAAAAAGAUUGUUUUGUAUUGUGGACAAUAUACAACUCAUCAAAUGAGUAAGAUGUACCAUGAAAUGCAUUGUCGACGUUUGGUGCUCAUUAUAAACCUGUAGCCUAUGUUAGUUUCUAAAGAUAUGAUAUUCGUUCAGUUGAUGGGAAGCAUUUAGAAAUGUAAUCAAAUUGUCGGUCUGGGACCUCAAUUUUUAUCCCUCCCCCCUCCUUCCCCUCAGCUGGUCUGAGAGGAAGGAGAAAGUUCUCAUGCUAAUAGCUUUAGACCCCCAUCCAUUUCUUGAGGUCAUAAAUAAAGGCAUGGUGAUCAGCUCGGAUUUUUUAACAGAAGCCUAUGGAGAUAUGGUAAUAUGCUUGUUAUGUAACCAAUCCAAUGCAGAAUGUUUUAUGUGGAAGAUGUUUUUCUUCACAUGAUAGAGUAUAGUGCUGAUGGACAGACUGCUUUGUCCAGGUUUAAGGCUUUGUAUACUAUUUUUCGAAUGUCAUUUGUUUUCAUGAGUACCUGUUUAUGAAUUAUUGUGUGUGAAUAUUAAUUUAUGUGAUGCUGAAUGUACUUACCAUCAUUUUUUUUUGGUCAUUCUUCGUCCCAAUUUAUUUAUUUCCAAAGAAAUUCCAUCAUGCGUAAUUUAUUUAUUUUGCCAAAGUACACGAAAUAAAAAACGUGAUAUAAUG